GCGCAUUGCCAGUCUGAUGACGACACGCGCCCAGUCUAUUCGUCAGUCUUUGAUUCACGCACGACAUGAGAACGUCGUCGACGAAGAUUACCGAUAUUAGGCAACUUAAAAAAGGCGAUCACAUUUCAGUAAAUGGUCUCAGCUCUGGAGGCUGCAGCUUAUCAUCAUCAUCAUCAUUUUAUGAUCAUCAUGGUAUAUACAGUGACGGGUAUGUGUACCAUUUUUUCGGUGACACUCAACGAGAUGCGAGUGUAAAGAAAUCUAGAAUUGAGGAUUUUUUGAAUGGACGAAGUGGCUUAUAUCGUAUCAACUAUUAUGAACAGUCAUGUUACGAUUCUCAACGGGUUGUUGAGAGAGCCGACAAGAUAUUUCGAUAUGGGACAUGGCCAGAAUACGAUCUGGUCUCCAACAACUGUGAGCACUUCGCAACAUAUUGCAAGACAGGGAUUGCCUACUCCAAUCAAGUCGACGGCAUCUUUGAUAUUAAAUUUCUCAAUAUCAUUAUUAAACCUCUCGGUAUCAUUAUUAUUAUUAUUAUUCUAGUGGCCAUGGUGCUCACUCUUAGAUAUGUGUUUACUAUAGGUAGUAAUCCUAACAAUCUUUUACAUACAAGGAUGAAUUGAGUCUAGACUUGAUGAUUUGUCAUUUUUGUGAACAUAUAAUGAACAGUUGAACAAGAAUGACUAGUAUGUUUAGUUGUUUUCACGUUGUCUGUAUCUUCCCUAGACUUCAGUAGUCGCCCUCUAAUGAUAUCAUAUGUGUAUAACAUUAUAGGGUCGUAAUUGGAUAGGCAUAUC
Messenger RNA from Corticium candelabrum, 797 nucleotides. RefSeq names its product lecithin retinol acyltransferase-like. The transcript has 2 exons. Bases 66 to 623 code for a protein of 185 amino acids. The record is from RefSeq and is a predicted model, not a curated record. NCBI's taxonomy places the organism in Eukaryota, Metazoa, Porifera, Homoscleromorpha, Homosclerophorida, Plakinidae.